AAAUACAGAAGGGAACGCGACGGCGGCCGAUUUGCGCCUUCUUCGGCCUCCCGCUGCUCGCCAAAAUCAAAACCCGUCGUCAUAUAAACACCGCGCCGAAUCAUCCCCUUUCCCCCAAUUCCCCCCCUCCCCAAAACAAAAGCAGCCGCCGCCGCAAACCCAUAGUUAUCUACGACAAGCAGCAGCAGCAGCAGCCGCCGCCGCACCUGUCAUCGGGCGGCUGUCCUCCUGCUGCGCCGCGCCCCCGCCCGUCGUCGGCGCGAGACGACGCCUGGUCCUUCGCGCGAUGAGGCUCUCCUUCAGGCAAGACACCGACAUGGCAGGUGCCAUCUUCAUGUGCAACACCAGGGCAAGGGAGCAGUUCUUUGGCUCAGGCGUUUUCAGACUUGCUUUAGAGUAUCAGCCCUUUGUCAACAAUGUCAAACAAGGGAUGCCUCUCUUUCUCUUUGACUACAACGAACGCAAGCUUUACGGGGUGUUUGAGGCCGCCUCUGAUGGUGGACUGGAUAUUACUGACAGAGCUGCUUUUAGAUCUUCUGGCCACUCAUAUCCUGCACAGGUUCGAUUCAAAAUUAUUUGGAAGUGCAGACCACUUGCAGAAGAUGAGUUCUCUCAUGCCAUAAAAGAGAAUUACUAUACGAUAUAUAAAUUCUAUUUUGACCUUUCCUACCAGCAGGUUGUCCAGCUAUAUGAGUUGUUUGAUAAUAAGAGGGUAGAGCAACCUAUUCGCAACUACACCAUAAGUGCUCAUUCGAAAGAAGGCCACUUCAGUAAAGGGAGACCAGACAAAAGGAGUUUGACUCCAAAUAUUUCUCCCAUUUCUACUGAUCAAUCACACACUUUGACUGUAACAGCUGGAACAAACUAUUCUGCUCCUACAAGGAUGCGUGGAACGGCACCACAUAAUUUUGAGGCACGAACAAAUCUGUCAGUGCCAUUGGUAAGUAAACCCGUUGGAGUCCAAAUUGAUCCCAUCCGCAGCAGCCAUCAUGUUCAAAAGAUAUUACCUUAUCAUAACAAUUCACAUCUCCAAGAUGUUUCGACAGUAGAUGGCAUUUCAACUCAGGUAUAUGCUCCCUGUUCUCAGACAAAUGGAUAUCACCGAGAUCAAUUUGUUACAAAUCAAUCAUAUCCAAUAUCUGAUGACUACAUGCACAGUAGCUUGUCUUCUGGAUGCAUGACUGCCAGUCCAACUGAUAGAAUUAGGUCGUCUAAAAAGCAGUCAUAUGUAGGCAGUACUUCACGAUCUCUAAAACAUAUUACUCAUGCGUUAACUGGCGGAGACAGAAACCACGUGAAUUCAACUCCAAAUGUCCCUUCAUAUCAUUUUUCUCUGGCAAAUCCACAAGGCAGUGCUAACUUGAAGGACAACUAUGAUAUCGACUGUCACCAGUGCAAAGAGAUACACACAUCUGAGCAUCAGCACUUAAGCAUGGAAAGAGCUCAAAUAGCUCCAGUAUUAAUCCAACAAGGUAUUCCUGCAUACCCUGACGUUCCUGAAGUAUCAACAAUUGGUCAACGGAAAGAUGAUUUUAGUGAUUACAUCCCGAUUGCUGAUUGUGCUCAAGAUUUUGAUAAUGAUUGGUGGAAACAUGGUUCCAAUCAUAGUGUUUCAGGUUCACUGGAUCUUCGAAAUGUUGCUGGAGCCAACAUGUCAGAUCAAUUACAUACAAACCGUGAAAUAGGAGCUGAAAGUAACACAACAAUAGUUCCUGGUCAGUGCUCACAAAACAGUGUGUUUUCUCGCUUAUCGCUGAAGCAACAACCUCUUCAAGAAAUUGUUGGUUCACAAAGCAGUGUGUUUUCUCGCUUAUCGCCGAUGCAACAACCUCUUGAAGAAAUUACUGGUCCUUCACUCAGUCAAAUGCUUAGUUCACUUUCCAAUAGAACAAAACAGUGGAGCAGUGGGAAUAGAACACAUAUUUCUAAAGAAAGAGAGAUCAGAAGCGAGAACAUGACACUUAUUUCUCACAAAAGAGAGGAUAUAGCACUUACUUAUGAUGCUGGUAACCAGUUGGUUGGUGAACAGUCCAUUGACAUAACCUGUCCUCUUGCUGAGCUAAACCUGCCAAACGUAGUAGAAGGAAAAGAAAGCGCAGAGCCUCCCUUCUUAAACUUCAAGAGGCGCAGAGAAACAGCGCAGCUGGAUGACAACUUAGGAAAGGAGACUAGUGGGAAAAUGAAGAGGAGAAAGCUUGUGCGCCCAUCCUUUGGAGAGAAUAACAACCCUACUAAUUCUGGAAAAGAGAUCCAAGUGAAUGGUGCAGAGGACAGGAAACAUCCACAUUUCGACGCUGAUGGGAACAAGUUCAGUAUUGACCUGAACAAACCUGCAUCCACAGACGAUGGUCUAGUGAAGGAGGAUGGUAGCACCAUACUGUGCCCUGUUGAUAUCAACAUACAAACCGAGAAGCCCUGUGAAGUAAACACCACACACAAGCCAAAAUUUUCAGAUGCUAUGGAGGUAACUGGGGAACAAGAUCACCCUGUGGAGAAUGCCGCACAAACUGGUGGUAAAGUUUCACUUGAUUUGAGCAUGGCAGAUUUGAAUACAAUGGACAAGUCUAAGCUUCAAGCAAUUCUUGAUUCACCAUGGUUGCAAGCACUUGACAAGCUGAGGAACGGAAAGUCCAACAACUCUGAGGUGGCUGGAUCAAGCAUUUGUGGUGAUGACAAUACAUCGGGUGAUGACAAUACAUCGAAAAUGGAGACGAACCCUGAUGGGAGCACCUAACCUAGGUGUACCAAAUCUGUUACUGAUGUAGCAGCUUCAAUCUUGUACUGGCAUGAAUUGCUCCAAUUGGAUUCUUCUCCAACUGCUACUACAGAGGCAGGAGGUAAUCCUCCUUUUUGGGAUUUUUUGUUUUUGGCCACUACGGAAGAAGAACCCAGUUGCAGCAAGAACCCAAUUGGAGCAAAUACCAUACGAGUACAAGACUGAAGCUAGCAGUAGCUGUUAAUGUCCGGUAUCAUACACAGGAAUAGUUACAUGUGUUUUGGAGGUAAAGGUUGUCGGAGGGGUUGACUCAAUGGGAAUCAGUUUCCCUUUGCCCCAGAACUCACGAUCCCUAAUCAUCGUAGCUUUCUUGGAUGCUACCUUGUAUGAAUGUAUACGAGAUAUACUCCAUAUGAAAGAUGAUGUUUUGGCAGUACAUUUGGAUGAAAUCUUGCGUUAUUUUGUGCUAACACUACCCAUAGUAGUGUAGCAUCACUCCAUC
Messenger RNA from Triticum urartu, 3218 nucleotides. RefSeq lists its product as uncharacterized. Gene Ontology annotation, biological process: response to endoplasmic reticulum stress. The record is from RefSeq and is a predicted model, not a curated record. NCBI's taxonomy places the organism in Eukaryota, Viridiplantae, Streptophyta, Magnoliopsida, Poales, Poaceae.